Messenger RNA from Sitodiplosis mosellana (orange wheat blossom midge), 5692 nucleotides. RefSeq names its product cytosolic carboxypeptidase-like protein 5. The record is from RefSeq and is a predicted model, not a curated record. Bases 1727 to 5209 code for a protein of 1160 amino acids. Gene Ontology annotation, molecular function: metallocarboxypeptidase activity; zinc ion binding. Gene Ontology annotation, biological process: proteolysis. NCBI's taxonomy places the organism in Eukaryota, Metazoa, Arthropoda, Insecta, Diptera, Cecidomyiidae. The transcript has 11 exons.
GUUGUUCCAGUGUCGUAGCAAUGCAGCGCACACGAAAAAAAAGACACAAACAAUUCAUGUAUAAAUUGCAUUUGUGACCCGGAAUGGGAGUUCAGUCUCGAUUGUUAGAAGCAGAAUAAAAAAAAACGGUAGUCUCAGUAUGCAAUGCAUUCUCAUUAAACCAAACAGAAUGAAAUUGUUGGAAAUGUCAUCGAAGCACACGUUCCAAUUUUAGAACGGGUUUUUCAAUAGUAUGCGCCUCAAAAUAAAAAAAAAGAAGAAAAAACGCACACACAUUGGAAUCCAUAUUUUGUGCUUGUUAUUAUUAUAUAUACGUAUCGUAUACACACGUAUUUUCUUUUCCAACCAACCAAUCAGCCAGCCAUUUGAGAGAGCAUUUAUGGCAUUUCAACCAAAUUGAAAAACCGAGAAACAUCGCACAGACGAAAAAGAUAAAGAAAAAUAAUAAUUUUCAAUAUGGCAGCCAGCUAAAUAAAAGUGCAAUACUAUUUCAUUGCUUGAUCGACAACAACAACGACGACGACGACAUUGGAAUAAGAAAACAAACUACGAAUGUGUGUUUUGUCGAAAAACCAUUCUCAAAUUGUGUGACAAGUAAUUGGAAAGACAGAGAAAGAACAAACAUUUGCUAAAAUUGAUUGAGGGAACGGAAAAAAGUGCUUGAAAAUCGAACGCAUUUUCGUGUGUGUCUGGUUUUAUUAUAAAUAAUACUGUUUAUAUAAUCAGCUGACAAUACUGUCAAAAACGAAAAUAGCCUCCGUAUAUUUAUAUGAAGAAGAGAAACACAACAAAACUUGUUUGAUAUUUAUUUUCUCCCCACUACAUCGAUAUAUUCCCACAAACAAUCGAAAAAGAAGUUCGUUCGUGAAAUUCGAUUGUGAAAUCACGAUUGAAAACGCAGUAGCAGCAUACAAAUAAACGCGAGAGCGAAAGAGAUUGUCAAAAUUUUGGGUCAAUAACAAGCUGACGGGAAAAAACAAGAUAGAGAGAGAGAGAGAGAGAGAGAGAGAGAGAGAGAGAGAGAGAGAGAGAGAGAGAGAGAUAAGCGCUAAGACCACAACCAAAAAAAAAUCAACAAACACAAUGGCAUGGACACAGAGCAGCAGAGAAUAACAAUAACACACAAUUUAGAUGAAUAACAAAAGUCACACACAAAAACAAAUUUGUGUUGUUCAUUUUUCAUCGUCAACGACCGCAACGUGUGUGUAUCAGAUGAAAUUCGUCGCAUAACAAUAAACGUGUUUAAAAGAUUUUUAUUUUUGUGUGACGCGCGCGUUGACUGCAAGUGUCUUUGUCAACCAUUGAGUCAUUUCUCGACUCGCUGCGAGAAUAAUGUAAUAUUUGAUCAUUUACAAACGAAGUCAAAUCAAAUCAAGGCACAACACACUAAAAUUCAAGCAUUAUUUCGUCGAUUUCUUGCGAUUGAUUCGAUUUACUUUUGUUUUGUUUCGAUCGCAUCAGUGACGUUUUUCAGUUGUUGUCAUUGUUAAUAUUAAAUGGACUUGAAAAUUGUGAAGCGUAUCAAUGGUCAAGUGACAAUCAAAUAAACACAUCGAAAAAUCUGGAACAAAAACAUUGAUGAAACUUGAAUAGAAUUUGUGCAAUCUCCUCUGUGUGUGUGUCUCUCCCUCUUGCUCUGUAACUCAGUUUUUCAAUUUGUGUGUGCACGACAGAUAACAACAACAACAACAACAACAACAACAACAAAACGCACAACAACAUCGAAAUGGAUAAUUUCAUAUGCGCUGGCUACAUUUUUUCAUCGAAGUUCGACUCAGGCAAUCUGCACAAAGUUGAACUGGUUAAAUGGCAUGAAGAAGCACAGCCAAAUAAUGAGGCGGUAGCCGUUGAACUAAAUCUAUGGACGAAGCCGGAUUGCGCGGGCACCGAAUAUGAAAAUCUCAAUCGAUCAUGGUUCUUUUUCAGCAUACAAGGCGGCGAGCCAAACAAAGUGUGCAAAUUGAACAUUGUGAAUUUAAACAAGCAAUCGAAACUCUUUAGCCAAGGCAUGCAUCCGGUUAUACGAGUUGGUGAAACAGGCAAAUGGGAGCGUACAAAAUACUCACCCGUCUACAAUGUGAACGAUAAUGAAUUUGUGCUCAGCUUUCUACACAAACCACAAACGGAUAUAACGACAAAAUUUUACUAUGCAUUUACGUUCCCAUUUACAUUUACCGAAUGCCAAAAUCAGUUGGCACGUUUCGAUAGCCUAUACCUAAAGUCAGAGGAUGAAAUGAAUUACAUUCUUCAGCGUCUGAAUGUCGAUGUCGAUGUCGAUAUCAACUGUAAUACAAUCAACUUUGAGAAUACGGAUGUUGCAAGCGUUGAAAAUGUACAAAAUGCACCCAAUGCAGAGCAAACACCGACACGUGUAUCAACAUCGCGUAUGAACAUGCUGGAAAAUCAAUCGAAUGACGAAAUUGAAAAUGAUAUUUACUAUCAUCGUGAAUUGUUGAUCAAUUCGGUGGAAGGUAGACGCGUUGAUCUGCUCACAAUCACUUCAUUCCACAAUAUACAAAAUGAGCACGAGCAUCGAUUUAACGAACUAUUCCCCGACCCGCAUUCCAAACGAUGUAAACUGUUCAAAAACAAAAAGAUUAUUUUUAUAUCAUCGCGCGUUCAUCCGGGCGAAACGCCAGCAUCUUUCAUAUUGAAUGGGUUUUUGAAAAUGAUAUUAGAUCGAAAAAAUCGAUAUGCCACCAUACUUCGAAAAAUGUACGUGUUCAAAAUAAUUCCGCUACUGAAUCCAGAUGGUGUAUACAAUGGGCAUUACCGAUCAGAUGUCUUGGGUCACAAUUUGAAUCGCGUUUAUUUGGCACCGAAAAAAGAAACACAACCGCCAAUUUUUGCUGUACGAAAAUUGAUAAGAUAUUAUCACAACGAAAAAGAUAUCGACGAUGAAUCACUACCGACUACGGCCAAUGCUGAAAAUAACAAUGAAAGCGUCGACAUAAAUGUGACAAAUGAAACUGCUGCUGAAAUUGAUGUACCAAAUUUGGAAUUAGAUAUAGCAUCAUCUGGCUUCGAAGAGACUGAUACAGAUACACCGGAACGCGAAUCAUCCGAAGAGAAAACGCGAUCAAACAAUGUGUUAACGGAAAUAAAUAUCGAAGCGAAAAACAAUCGAAAUAUUGAAAAAAUCGUUUCAAUGCCACCGUCAAAUUCAUCAACACCAUCGAUAUCAUUAACACAAAGUCCGACAACCGAAACGGAACUGGAGUCAAAGCCAAGCUGUUCAACGGAAUCCACGUCAGCACCGAGCAGUGCUGAAGAAACAGCGCCAAACACGAUACCAACCGUAAAAGUCCGUAAAGUCAAUAGCACACUGAAAACGGGAGUGAAUAGCAGCAAAUCGUAUAUUGCCAAACCGACGAUAUCAUCAAUACCGAAAGUCAAUUCGACGGAAGCGAGUACGUCAAAUGUUGAAGUUCUUAAAGUAAAAAAGCUAUCGUUAAGACCAUCUUCAAUCACAAACCAAAGCUCAUUCAUGGCACCAGCAUCGUUGAGUGGACGCGACUCGGGCUCCGAUGCCAGCGGACGAUAUUCGAGCAGUACAUUCGAAAGUGCACGCAGCGAAAAGAAGAAAGAGCCACUCAAGUCAAAUACAGGGAAUAAUAAUCAUAAAUUAAAUAGAAAACUGUCGAAAAAUGACAGUGACACAUUGGUCGCACCUAUGUCGGGCGGUGUAUCUAGUCGAAGUCCAAAACGAUCGUCUUUGCUGCGCAAAUUUAUGCACGCACCGACACCGGCCAACAUAAACAUUAGUUCGGACUUUUGUAAAGAUUCGAAUCAAGCAAAAUGUGAUGAACAGAGCAACAUGUUUUUGUAUAUCGAUUUGCAUGGGCAUGCAUCGAAGAAGGGCGUUUUCAUGUAUGGAAAUUACCUGCCAAAAAUCGCUGAAUCCGUAGAAUGCAUGCUUCUGCCGCGGCUAAUGAGCAUGAACAGCCAUCAUUUUCAUUUUGAUGCAUGCGUUUUCUCCGAACGGAAUAUGUACCAUAAAGGGAAACGUGAUGGCUUGUCGAAAGAAGGGUCUGGCCGAGUUGCCAUCUACAAAAUGAUUGGAUUGAUUAAGAGUUACACGUUGGAAGGGAACUAUAAUACGGGAAAGUAUGUGAAUGUACUGCCGCCAAGGGAGAAAGAGUUGAAUCCUCGAAAGAUCUGCACGAUUCCACCGAAAUACACGCCAAACGUUUUUGAAGAGGUUGGACGAGCAUUGGGACCAUCGAUUUUAGAUCUAACCGAAUCGAAUCCAUCGUCACGACUUCGUAUGUCGGAAUUCCGUAGUUUACAGGGUCUUCGAAAUGCAUUGCGCAACGACAUUGAACGCGGUCUAUUGCGAGCAGAUCCAAUUCAGAAGGCCACAACAUCCCACACGAAAUUGAAAUCUCUAAAAACAUCCACUGCAUGCAGUUCACCACUAACAACUGAUGUGUGUAAAGAAAACAAAGAGCGUCACACCACUAACAAACCAUCAAUAUCCUACGGCAAAAAGGAGAAAUCGACAAAUGUGUCGUUGAGCCGAAAAAAGGGAAAGGUUUUGUGCGAUGUGAUUACGUCCACAUCAACCACCGCUCCGAUACCGACCAAACGCCAAAAAGUGGUGGCCAAUAAAAAGUUCACCUCGGUCGGUGGCGUCGGCGGCAGCGGCGGCAGUGGUGGUGACAAAAUUGAGCCAAAGGAUAAUAAUGCCACGGGCGGCCUUGAUCUGGACAUGAAUGCCAUAAGUAAUUUGAAUUUAAAGUCAGACGAUACAGUACCUGCGAAUAGCACACCAAAUACAGCCGUUUCCGCAUCCGAUGUCGAAUUGUCGGCAUUCAUCGAUCAGCCAACUGUCACUUCGUCAUUCGAUCCAGACGUACCAUGUUGUUCAUAUCAAUUACUGCCACAACCAUCCACCACAUUUAAUCCAUUUAAAUUUCCGAAUGCACCGAAAAAACCAAUGGGAGGCAAUUUCCUACGCAAAACAUCCGCAUCAACAUCAUCAAUGUUAAUCGGUCAGUCGUCGAUUGUACAGAGUACGAAAAUUAAGAGUUCAGCCAUUAAACUGCGAAGUGGGUUCAACAGUGCGGGCACAUCGGGCGCCGGUUCACGGCUCAAGUCAAAAGUCAGUUUCAAAUCAAGCCUGACCAAAGACGGUCGCCGCUUGAAAAAGAAGAAAUCGUUGAAAGCCGAUACCGGCAUCAAACGCAAAAAAUCGAAAGUAUUUUAAGUUAAUCCCCGUCUCACUUUAUAACAAGAAUAUAUUUAUUUUUUUUCCGCGAUAUUUUGAAUAAUUUUUUUUAAUGAAUCGAAUUGGGGGAUCUUUGAAUUGUUGUGAUUGAAAAUUAUUUAUGAAUGUUUAUUUUGUUGAAUCUAUUUUUUUCCCUUUUUUUUAAAUGGCACGAGAAACAAAAAGUGAAUUAUUUUUGUCAAGAAAAUAAAAGAGAAAAAAAACAACUUUUAUUUUAAUUAUUUUACACCAGGUAGAUCCACAGAAUAAGUCUGCAUGCGAACACAAAUCAAAAUUGAGAAUUGAUAUACAUACCAAUUCAGGACACAUUUGAAUGAAAAAAAAAACUAACAUGGAAAUCAUUUGUGCGACAAUUAAGCGAAAUGAAGAAAUUGGAAAGACUCAAAGGGAAAAACAAUGUAAUCAAAAUGUGAUGUUUAAUGUGUGGAAUAAAUAAAAAUGAUAAUUUAUGCUGAUGCAAAA